Molecule: messenger RNA, 3253 nt
Organism: Paramecium primaurelia
Lineage: Eukaryota; Ciliophora; Oligohymenophorea; Peniculida; Parameciidae
Source: the annotation of a GenBank genome assembly
AUGCAAAUUCAUCCAAUUCAAGCUCUCAGUACUACAUUAAAAGAAGAAUCUUAAAUUCAUAUAUCUGGAAGUGAAGAGAAAUUACUAAAGACUAAGCAAACAAUUCUUGAUCGUUCUCCAGUUAAUUAAGAAGCAUUAAAUACUUAUUUGAAAAGUACUCAUCCUACUGAUGUUGAUGAUAAAUUAUAUGAUUGUACAAAUUGUUAUGAUGUGGAUGUUGGUUUUAAUUGUUGUUGCAGUACUGAAUUUUAAUCUGACAUAAAUUAAUAUGGAGCUGGUAUUACUAUAUAUUUUCGAUUUCUCAAAUAAGUAUUACAUCAUAUAUCAUAUAUAGAUUAUUUUAUACUUUUUACUAUUUGCUCUUCUGAGUAUUCCUUAAUUGAUGUUCUCAUUAUCUUGUGUCCAAGAUACAUUGACACUUAAUUCAAUACUUAUGGGUACUACAUUAGGAUCAUUGAGUCUUCAAGGAGAUUCUUGUAUCAAAAUGUCUUGGGAUGAUGUAAUAUUGAAUGUAAUAAAUUAUAUCAUUAUAUAUAUAGAAUAAUGUAUCACUAGAUACUGCAACUAUUUUAGAGAAAACAACAUUUAAUUGUAAUUCUGGAACUAUAUCAGCUUAAAAUUUUGUUUUAGGAUUUGUAUAAGAAGGUAGUAAUUCUAUUCCUUGUACUUAUUAUGAACCAUCUUAAGCAAUAAUAAAUUGUACUAAUUCUAAAGCAUUUGCAGAGAUAGAAAAUAAAUGUAUUGGAUAAUAAUCUUGUGAAUUCAUAAUUAGAGAAUCUUUAUUUGAUAAUUGUCCUGAUAUGCAUAAUUAUAUGGUUUAUGCAUAUUCAUUUUGUUAGGAUUCUGAAUUUUCACUUGGAUCAAUAAGUAUUAAGAAUAAUACAGUAUCUAUAAUAUGUGGUUAUAUUGAUUUGAUGAUUGUUCUUAUUACAGCAAUCUUUCUGUUUACGUAUAUAAAUAUAAUUAAUUUAAAGAUUGGAGAGAUAAGAAAAAGAAACUAUGAAAAAUGUAAAUGAAAGUGAAGUAUUUAUAGAAAAUUUUUCAUUAGAAUUUAGAAAUCUUCCUGAAAGUUCAGAUCCUAGAGAAUUAUUUUAAAAAUUAAUAGAAAUAGAAUUAUAAUUAACUAAGAAAUUUCCUUAAAUACCUAGUUUUCAUAUUGUAGAUAUUUAAUUUUCAAAAGGAAAUAAAUCAGUAUUAAUAGGUGAGGAAAGAGCUUUAAUUAUAAAAAAGAGAAAUAAUUUAGUUAGAAGAUUUGAAAAUAAAUUUAAGGUUUCUUUAGUAACUUCAAUGGAUUUAAAAUAAAAUUUAGCAACAGCUGUAUUGUAAUAGUCUUUAAAUUAAUUAUAAUAAAAAGAAGAUGCAUAAGAUAUUUUAGAUGAAAUAUAGAAAUUAGAAAAUUAAAUUUCUGAAUUUGAUAAUUAAAUAUAAUAACCAGAAUAAUUUAAUGAGAAUAUAAAAUAUGCUUGGAUUACAUUUGAUACAAUUGAAUAAAGAAAUAUGGCAUAUUUUAUUUAUUAAGAAGAUUAUUUACGUGAUCUCUUUUCUUGUUGUGGUUGUAAUGAAAUAAUGAAAAUUGAUAAUGUAAUAAUCAAAGCAUAACCUGCACCUCCACCAGAUGAUAUUAAUUGGAUGAAUUUAUAAUAUUCAAAUAUAGAAUUAAUUGCACGUAGAACACUUAGUUUUAUGCUUACUUUCAUAUUAAUGAUAUUCACUAUUGCAGCUAUUAUAUUCUUAAAGUAAUUAUUUAUAAUUAAUAUAGAUAUUAAUAAUUAACCUAUUAAUAAGAUUAUCCAGAACCUAAUUGUACUAUGUAUCCUAAUAUUACUGAACCUGAUGUAAUUACUGAUUAGAAUAAAGAUGUUAAGAAAGGAUUAUUGGAAUGUUAUUGCAAAGAAGAUUUUAUAAAUAGAAUAAAUAUGACUUUUAGUAAUGGUUAAUAAUUAUGUUAAUAAUGGUUUAAUGAUUAUGUUAAAAUUGUUGGUUGGCCAUUUCUAAUAGUAGUUGUUAUUAUUUUUAUAAAUUAAAUUAUUUAAAUAAUAUUUACAAGUAAUUAUAUUAUUUUAUUUUAGAAUUUGCUGAAUUUGAAGGUCAUAGAUCAAAAUCAAAAUAAUUAUCAUCUCGUCUUCUGAAAGUAUUUGUUGUUUAAUACAUAAAUACAGCAUUAGUAAUAUUGAUAAUUAAUAUCAAAUUUACAAAUGAAUUAAAUAUAUCAUCUUUUUCAGUAUUAUUAAAUGGUAAAUUUGAUGAUAUUAGUGUUUAAUGGUUUAAUUAAGUUGGAACAACAAUUGUAAUUAAUAGUUAUAUUAUAUUUAGUUAUUGACUAUGUUAAUUUAUGUAAUAGGUCCAAUAAUAAAUAUAGUUAUUAAUAGUAUAAUUAGAUGUUUAAAGAAAUGUUUUGAUUAAUGUGGUUUAUAAGAUGGUUAAUUUACUAGAAAAUUAACAUAAUAAGAUUUAAAUGAAUAUUAUACAGGUUCAGAUUUCAAUGUGGAACUUAAAUACUCAUAAAUUUUAACUGUUAUUUGUGUUAAUUUCUUAUAUUCUUCAGGAAUGCCAUUAUUGUAUUUAACAACAGCAUUAUUUUUAUUUAUUACAUAUUGUUGUGAUAAAUAUUUUUUAUUACAUUUUUGUAAGACUCCACCAAAAGUAGAUGAUAGUGUUGCUAAAUUAGUAAGAUAAAUAUUAAAAUUACGAUUAAUAUGGCAUGUAAUAUUUUCAAUUUGGAUAUAUGGAUCAACAAAGUUAUUCCCUGAAAAUAUAGAUUUCACUUAAUCAAUCUAAUCAUCAUCUAUUGUUUAAUCAGCAUAAAAUAAUGUAUUUGGAGAAUUCUUUACAAGAGCUAUAACAAGUUAAUGUAUUGGUUUAACUUGUAUAUUGAUUUUACUUAUAAUAUAUUACAUACUUUGGCCAUUUGUUAUAAGUCCAAUUUUGAGGACAAUAUUCUUUUUUUGUUAUAGUGAAUCUACUUUAUUUGAUAAAGUAGAGAAUACAUAUAUUACUAUGUAAUAAUCUAUUUAUGAAUGUAAUAAUAAAUAAUAUUUUAGUAUAUUCAUAAGAUUAAGCAAAUUAAAUAAUGUAAUUGUUAAGAGUUUAAAGAUAAGAUGCAUAAGAAAAGGGAUAAUAAUAAUUUGCAUUAUUAAUGGGAGAACGAUUAGCAAGAAUGCAAGCACUCAAAUUUUUUAAAGGGUUGAUAAAUGGACUACAUUCAUAUGACAUUGUCUUGAAUCCUAAGUAUUCAUAAUAUCACACUCUUUGA